Tachyglossus aculeatus (Australian echidna) is the source of this 1600-nucleotide messenger RNA. RefSeq names its product RNA pseudouridine synthase domain containing 2 (gene RPUSD2). NCBI's taxonomy places the organism in Eukaryota, Metazoa, Chordata, Mammalia, Monotremata, Tachyglossidae. Gene Ontology annotation, molecular function: pseudouridine synthase activity; RNA binding. The coding region runs from base 1 to 1410 and encodes 469 amino acids. The record is from RefSeq and is a predicted model, not a curated record. The transcript is spliced from 3 exons. Gene Ontology annotation, biological process: pseudouridine synthesis.
AUGGCGGCCGUGGCUGAGGCGAGCGGGGGGCGUCGACGGAAGCGGCGGGGCCCGGGGGGCGAGGGGCAGCGGCCCGCCCCCGCGCCCGCCCCGAAGAGGCGGAAGGCCGGGGGCGUCAGCUUCGGCCCCCAGCACCUGGCCGAGACCAGCUGCUACGUGGAGGGCGGGCUGCGCAAGGUGCGGCCCUACUUCUUCGACUUCCAGACGUACUGCAAGGGCCGCUGGGUGGGCCGCAGCCUGCUGCACGUCUUCCGCACCGAGUUCCGCGCCCACGGCGCCCGCUACUACCGGGCCGCCGCCCGCGCCGGCCGCCUGCGCCUCAACGGGGAGGCCGUCACCGACCUCCAAGUCACCCUCAAGGACAACGACUUCCUGCAGAACAGGGUGCACCGGCACGAGCCCCCCGUGACGGCCGAGCCCAUCCGCGUGCUGGCCGAGGACGAGGAGGUGGUGGUGGUGGACAAGCCGUCGUCCAUGCCGGUCCACCCCUGCGGCCGCUUCCGCCACAACACGGUCAUCUUCAUCCUGGGCCAGGAGCACCAGCUGACGGAGCUGCACCCGCUGCACCGCCUUGACCGGCUCACCUCCGGGGUGCUCAUGUUUGCCAAGACGGCCGCCGUCUCCGAGCGCAUCCACGAACAAGUGCGCGAGCGGCAGCUGGAGAAGGAAUACGUGUGCCGGGUGGAGGGUGAAUUCCCCGAGGGAGAGCUGACGUGCCAGGAGCCCAUCCUGGUGGUGUCCUACAAGGUGGGCGUCUGCCGGGUCGACCCUCGGGGCAAGCCGUGCCGCACCGUCUUCCGGAGGCUCAGCUGCAACGGGCGGUCCAGCGUGGUGCUCUGCCGGCCCUUGACGGGCCGCACCCACCAGAUCCGCGUCCACCUCCAGUACUUGGGGCACCCCAUCCUCAACGACCCCAUCUACAACGCGGCGGCCUGGGGGCCCGCCCGCGGCCGGGGCGGGCGCGUGGCCAAGACGGACGAGGAGCUGCUGCGGGACCUGCUGGCGGAGCACCGGGCCCGGCAGAGCCUGACGGGGCUGGGCCCGGGCGACGACGGCGACGGCGACGACGACGACGAUCUGGGUCCCGCGGCGCCCUCGGCCGAGCGGGAAGGUCACCGGCCACCGCCCCCCGGCCCGGACGCGGAGCGGGGGGACGUGGACCCCUUGUGCGAGGAGUGCCGGCUGGCACGGCCCGACCCCUCGCCCCAGGAGCUGGUGAUGUACCUGCAUGCCAGUUGCUACAAGGGGCCGGGCUUCGAGUACUCCUCCCCGCUGCCGGCCUGGGCCCAGGAUGACUGGCAGGAGGACUCGGGGCCGCCGCGGUCCGGUUCGGCGUCGCCCCGUGACCCCUCACCCCCCGCUGGCCCGGCGGGGGACGGGGGAGAGGAGCUGGGGCCCGACGCCCCCUGACUCCUUCCCCUCCACCCCCAGCUUGCAAAUACACCUCUGUGCCGGCCACCCCCUGCCCUCGUGUCUGAUUAUUAAUGAUGGGAUUUGUUAAGCACCGAGCACCGUAGGAGACGCAAGGUAAUCGGAUCGGACCCGGUCCCCGUCCCACAGGGGACUCGCGGUCUAAGGAGGAGGAAGAACCCAUUUUGUA